This is a messenger RNA of Paramuricea clavata, 8048 nucleotides long. Lineage: Eukaryota; Metazoa; Cnidaria; Anthozoa; Malacalcyonacea; Plexauridae. The record is from the annotation of a GenBank genome assembly.
AAUACAAUGAAGUGUUAUUGAAUGUAGUGGCGGGUUGUAUUGAACGAUAAUACCCUGUGGUUUUUAACAUCAAGCAAUUUGGUAGGUUCAUGAUAUACUUUUCUAUGUCUAUAUACGUUAUGAUAUAUGGGAUGAUUUUUCUAUAGCAUUUAUUUAUUGAAAAUAUAGGACUAAAAAAAUAAAGCAAUACUAGAAAUAGGAGGUGCUAGGGUUCUCAGAUGUACUUUCAUGUGCAAAAUACUGUAAAAUAAACAGUGAUGUUAUAGUUAUGUGAGAAUAACAAAAUAAUUUAUUCAACUUACAAAAUAUUUCUAGUCUGUAAAGAUUUGUUUUACUUGGACGCGCGAAUAUUUAAAUCCUUUACUCCACCUUCAGAUUCUACCUUGAUAAUUUUCAAGUAUGUUGCCCAAAUAUUCAUGCAAUAUUGUCGUAUGCAACAUCAACACUAUGAGUAUUUAGUAUUAAACUAGAACAUACGAAUACGUGUUUACAAGUAACUUAUUACAGACAUGGAGACCGUCAAAAACUUAGACACGAACACGGACACAUGCAGGAGACCGAACAACCACAAAAGCAAGGCCAAUUAAUAUAGCAUAACGUUGUAUUUUCGCGAUUCUUGUAAAGGGUUUUGUGUGUAUUAAUAUAUCGAGCCACCUUAAGAUAUUCGCGAAAUUCGAUGUUGUGACAAGCGAAUCUACUAUCGUGCAAAUAUGGUCUGCAGCAAUGGCGUAACCUCGGGUGUAACUAUAUAUAGAGUAUAGGCAUGUGAGUUACUGGGUAUAGCAACGGCAUUAACAAGUGUUAACCAAAUGUGUCUGUUAGAUAUAUGCAGGUUUCACUCGGCAUUUAUAUCGUACAGCAGAUGGUCAACCUGCAGUUAUCAAAGAAAAAAAAGAAUGGUCAAAGUUUGGUUUCAUAUGAAGGUACUGUAAUGGUUGUAAAAAUAGAGUCACGAUAUUUCUCAACGGCCAGUUUAUAAUAGUUUAUACCUGUAAACCACAUAUAAAUCAUGAGUAUUCUUUAGUUAUAAUCACUCCACGUAUUUUCAGUUCUAAAAAUAUUGUAUUUCGGCUGAUGAGAAAGAUCGUGACUCAAUCUUUACGACCGUUACGACCAUAUAGAAACCAGGCUUAAUUCUCGUUGUCAGAGACAUGGAGUGGCAAGGAAAUACAUUCAAGGUCCCGUUUUACACUUGUAAUUUUUGUAGCGAUUUCUAGAGCGAUUUUCUUCUUCUGAUGAAUGUCCUGAGUAUAUAUUUAGGGUGAGGUAUUAAUUGGGACGAGAGUCCUGCACGUCCUCAUCCCUGCAGUCACGUACGUUUUCCUGUAAAAUGUUAUGUAUAUCAGUGUCAGUUUUUGGGACGAAUUUAAUAAUAAUAAUAUGUACCCUCAUCUGAGCAUUCAUAACUCGUUCACAUCCAUGAGAAGAAGAACACCGCUCCUAAAAUCGAAGCAAAACUAUUACAAGUGUAAACGGGUCUUACUUAAGACAUGUUGUUCAAUUUUCUUUCUCUUCAAGUGUCAACAGUGCUAUACUUGACUACAACUGCUAUUCUGCAAUGCUUACGCCGAAAGUAAGACCCAGCAGCCAGCAAUGGACUCUAAAUCCUUACCAGUGACAGUGUUAUCAUUAAAACGAUAGCUUAUUGGAUUUAAGUGCAAACAAAAGCUUGUAUUGACAAUGCUCACAUGCUCUUAAAGUCAAGACCUAAUCCAUCGCUUAUAUGAGCAAUAGUAUGUAUAAUAUUUACCCAUGCAUUCAUUAUUACGCCGAAUUUACAUACUAAAAGCAGCUUAGAACAGACCGAGUGGGCGGCAUGCAGAUUGCCAGAUUACUUUAUCACUAUGAGAACAACCCUGCUUGAUCAAAGAAAUUAAAACUUAUAAAGUUAUUACUUUGAAAGACUAUUGGUAAAAAAGGAUUGAAAGAACUGUGAAGAUAAAACACCACGAGUCGUUCUGCACACGCUUCUUCAGAAGCGUCGAAGAUUUGUUCUCAUACAAUUUUAAUUCAAUAAACCGGCAAUAUUUUCCAAGUAUAGCGGUAGACCACAACGAAAUCGUGUAUAUAUAUUUGAAAUGUACUCAAGGUGCGUUACUGCUUUGUGUUUGGACAAAGAUAGCAACGGAUUUGGAUUGCGACUUGUCACUCCAGCGAGGAUUUGAACUCCGCAACGCGGUAAUGUAAACGCCAAAGCCAAAAGGUAAUGCUAUGAUUUGUUUUGAAAUUUUGUUGCCAGUCAUCCGGAAUGAUUUCAUAAUCGCUCUGCUAUACACAUGAUUUAAGAUUUUGGUAUCAUUAUAUAGCCUGGCUGUAUAUUAGGGUUUCGCCAUGGGGUAUUUACAUUUUGAGACAAGACAAAGUCAGUUUUACGAUAUCGUUAAUGUGUAGCCCGGCAAUUCAUUAAUUAACGCAAUGUUUGGGUACUUACGAAUCGAAUACUUCACAGCAUCCUUUGUUUGUUAUGCCAGCCUGGUGUUCGGCAGAAUAGGAAACAUCACAAUUUACUUUGCCAACAACUAAGCGAUGAAUUUUGCUACAUAUCUUGGUCGUUUGGGGUUUUAAACAAUGUUAAGUCAUAUAACUUAUAAGAUUUGAAGAAUGUUAAGUCUGAUAAAAAGAUCUGCUAGCUUUUAUUAGCUUGAUUAUCCCGAUUAAUCUAUUGAUUACCGGUCAAAAUUUUCGCAUUUUACUCGAUUAACAUCUUUCCCCCUUUGGAUAACAUAUAAGUUACGAGUUUAGGGACAGUGCAUUCCGAGUAGUUUUGUGUGAAGAUUACGUCUGAAUUUGAGAUGAAUUUGUUCUAUCGUAUAAUUAUUUUAUCAGUGUCAAAAUGAUCUACUAUAUUGCGACAAUGUCAAUAUGAUCGUUGUAUAUAUUUUUCGUUUUAAAAUUUCCAGAAUGAAAAAAUCUACCGUGUACUCUUCUUAAUUCAAGAUAAUCUCUGUUGAUCAGUAUCUGCAAAGCGUUGGCUUCGAAGAGGUUAACACAAUGACUAUUCAUGAUCAGCUAAAAAAUAGAUCCGAUUGUUUCACUGAACGUGAUGAUAUAAGUUCCUUUUUUCUUCGAAUUGCAUGAAAUGUAGCAUAUUAGAUUGAGUGUACGACAUACUCAUACUAUUAAUACAUUUUCCUGAAUUUUUCAUAAAACCGCGAAAAUGAAUAUUAGUGAUAUAUGGGAUAAGGCAGUUAUGCCUUUAGUUUUAUCGAUAUGAAAGUGAGUUAGCCUUAAGGCACAUAGCCCCUGUUCAGGCAUGUACAUCAUUACGCCAUUAAUCAUUAUCCUUACACGUCCUUGUAAACCUGCUAACGAGUUUUCUGGCAAUAUAAUGUAUUUAUGUCGACUAUAGUUGAUAUUUUAACGAGCUUGUUUUCAUAUUAUUACCCUAUUCUCACAUCCUGCUUCAAAAAGCCAAUAACAUUAGACUCAAAGUGCACUGAAAUACGGUUCUAAAAAAUAUAGUUAUUAUUCCUCUACCGGGUUUCAAAAAUAAAUAUAGUUAUAUUCCUCUACCGGCAAUAAACAUUGAUCAAUCGAUCAUAUUAUCUCUAAUACGUUCUGACACACUAUUGCUAUUAUUAGUGUUCUACUUGGCGGUUUAGCAAUUUGUCUGCGUGGUUUUACGUCAAAAGCUUGUUGUAUAUACAAAUUGACCACAAUGAAAUAGGAGAGUAUACUUUGUGGCAACGCGCUCAUAAAUAAUAUAGCAUUAUCUUAUAAUACAAGCUUGUUGCGAAUAAAACUUGUUUGUCAAGUUGUGAGAUUUUUACGUGUGCAGUUCUUCAUUUGUAUGAUGUAUUUCACCAUAAGAUCACCCUUGAAUCUACGACGUAUAUCAUCACAUAUAGGUGCAAUUUUAAGUGUGAUUUUGUACAAACAUAUUGAUAACCUGACCCUCACCCCAACCCCUCACAACUAGAGGCACCUAACCCAUCUAAUCCCUCACCCUGUUAGUGGGGAGGGGGGGGGGGACGAAAAAAUAGAAAAAUGAUGAUAUAGAUCAUAGAUUUAGUGAGCAUAUGAUGAUAUAGAUGAUAAAACUGAUCAUGUUGGUAGUUCUCACCCAAACUACCGGUCCAAAGCCAGAUUGAACGUUUAUUCGGGUGGGCCUAGACUAAAUGGGGGGCUUCGGUGGUACAGUUGUGGGUUCGAUUCUCGCUACGGACUCAUGUGAAUUGUGAAAAGAGUCAGUCAACGCUCUGCCGAAAGUCGUGGGUUUUCUCUCAAAGGGAAAGUUGACAGGGUGGGUAGUGUAGGGCCUGUAGGCUAAGGCCCCAGUUACACGAUACCGGAUUCGCAUCGACAUCAAAUUUUACUGCUUCGAGGUGAAUUUGCGCUGUUAAUCUUAAUCUUUUUAAUCUUAAAUUUUACUAAAGUCUCGACAUAACAAUCUUGUUCUUUCUAGUUUCCUAGAUGCGCGUUUCAAGGUGUGACCAAUGAGGCUAUAUAUGGGGAUAUGUUCAAUACAUCACUGCAAUUUAUUAUAUUGAUAUGCUUAUGUUAUCCUGUACUACGCAUGCCCAGUAAACAAGAUAUGACGUCACAAAUAAUGGAAAGGAAGGGGAAAUUCGACAAUAAAACAUUGGAUGAAGAUAAAAGCAAUUUGAAAGGACGUAAACGUUUGAAACAAGACUGUAAAGUCAAUGAAAGUUUAGUUCAGACACGAUGUGUGGCUACUCAAGAGUCCAUUCCCACAAACCUUUAUUUCAUAUUUCUGUAUCAUUUAACUUCAAGGAAAUCUGCAGAAAGUAUUCUGGCGACGACAGCAUUAUUUUUCUGGAAAGUUUCUGCAUUGCCAGUAAAUUGUACAGCCUCGAGUACUGACCGUACGAGAGAAACUGGAAUGCGAAAAUCAAGAAGUGUUUCAACAAGUACUGAAUUUAGUAGAGGUAAUUAUCUCUUAGCCAUAUUUCCCAAAGGUGGACAAACCAGGAAACAUUGUUUCCUAGCCAUGUUUCCUGAAGGUGGAAAAAAACAGGAGACAUUCUUUUGUUUCCUAGCCAUUGUUUUCUAAUUGUGGGAAAACCAAUAAACAUUGUUUCCUAUUGUUAGGCUGCCACACUAGAAAACAUUGUUUUCUAGCAGUCUAGCCGCGUUUCUCGAAGGUGUGCAAAUCAGGAAACCGUGUUUCUGUAUGAAUUAACGAGACUUUUGUCCAAUUUAGGAGACUGUGACAAAGAUUGGUUUGAAUUUGAGGAGAAAUGUUAUCAAGCAUUUGAGGAAAUGAUGAACUAUAAUGCUGCUGAUGCAUAUUGCGAAUCAUUGGGAUCAGAGCUGGCCAACAUACAAACUAUGAACGAAAAUGUCUUCGUCAGGAAUUUAUCUAAUAAGCAAGGGGUGUCAGGCUAUCUGUGGACCGCUGUACAAAAGGUGUGCAUGAAUUGUACACAAACUGUUGGUGGGUACACGAACUGGUUACCAGAGGAACCAAGUGGCGUCAGCAAAUGUGUGACGAUGCAUCCAGAUGGUAAAUGGCGUGAUUUCGACUGUGGUUAUAUGUUCGCAUUUGUUUGUGAAAAAGGUCGGUGUUUAUUGUGGCUAACUAGCUAGUAUUAUUAUAUUGUAAUUAAUCAAUAUUAACAUAUACUACAGGAUGGUUAGUGCAAUCCAAAUAUCAGGAUUUUUGCCCUAUAUAUAAUACAUUCUACAUAUAAUAAAUUAUACAUAAUACAUUCUACAUAUAAUAAAUUAUAUAUAAUACAUUCUACAUAUUAUAAAAGCUUAAAGCUAUUCCCCUUGGAAAUAUAACUCUUAAAUCUUCCUUUCCUUAUUUUUGCAGCCCUGACUCAGACGUACACAGAAAGACAACUGCUUAUCGCUCUGCUCGUCCCAAUCAUCUCAUGUCUCACGGUCGCUGUCUCGAUCACCACGGCACUAUUGGUCAGCAGUGUUCGCCGUGGCGGUCAACCAUUCAAAGUGUCAAGUCGUUACCAACGCACAAAGAAAGAGCGAAAGCCGGUGAACUGGGACAUGGUCGACAUGUUACGGAAGGCUUCGUUAAGUCGGAGAGGUUCGCGGUUCAAACCUCAGCGACAGUCACCACCCAGUAUUGAGAUCACUAAAGCCGAAGCCACCAACGGUAAGCUUCUAUAUGUUUAGUUAUAGUUGGAAACGAACAUAUCAUAAUAAGUAUGUCAUUACAAUAAGCAUUACAACAAUGUCAUCCAGUCACGAUCCAGUGAUUACAAUGUUUCAUUGUCUUUUCAUUGUUUUGAAAAUCCCACUGUAGUGUUCUCCAUGCCAUCCAGUCAAGAUCCAGUGAUUACAAUGUUUCAUUGUCUUUUCAUUGUUUUGAAAAUCUCACUGUUUUCCAUGUCAUCCAGUCAUGAUCCAGUGAUUACAAUGUUCCAUUGUCUUUUCAUUGUUUUGAAAAUCCCACUGUUCUCCAUGCCAUCCAGUCACAAUCCAGUGAUCGGAAUGGUCCAUUGUCUUUUCAAUGUUUUGAAAAUCCCACUGUUCGUUCUUCACCCAAAGAGGCACUGGAUGGCAUGGAGAACAGUGGUGUUUUCAAAACAAUGAAAAGACAAUGAAACAUUCCGAUGUGCCAUCAUGACUGGAUGGCACAUAUUGUAAUGCUAAAUGUUAGGAGUUAUGCAGAGGACAGACACUUUUGCUGCUUCUUUCACACUCGCAUUCUAUGCUAACGUGCGCUUAAUAUGCAAAACACUACAGGUACCAUACUCCCCAAUGGCAUUGAAAAGAAGAAGCGUUGGUACAAACGAAGCAAUGCAAGUAAAACCCUUCACAUUCCCGAAGAACGAAGACGGUCGAGUAACUCUAGCGGCCACUCUAGUCUGUAUGAACUUCUUGCAAGGCUUAACAACAUGGAGUUCGAACCUCCUACUGAAACACGUCUCAAUGAGCCAGAAGACGAGAAUAGUAUAGAAAUGAAGGAUCUAGGUGAGCAUAGAAAUGGAGUUAAACCUGCCCUCAAUGAAGACGACGACAGAUUGAGUGGUAGCCACAAGCAACUUGUUGAAAAGAGACAAAAACUUGACGAUCCAGUUCACAAUGGAGCCUCGUUUCGAAACAUGGCCUUCCGUGAUUCCGUGGUUAGUGUUGAAACCAACGGCAGCGGGAUAGCUAAGGUUACUUCGGUACAACAGAUGAACCAAAAAGAUUCAGCAGGAACAAUUGAGGAUAUCACGAGUGAUGUAGAACAUCAUGAUUUAUGUUCACCUGAUAGCUGUUCACGUGAUAGCCCUCGUGAUAGAUCACGUGAUAGUUCGCAUGUUUGCUCACGUGUCAGUUGUCCACGUGAUAGCCCACGUGAUGAUGACCGGGAAGAGACUGAGGCGAGUAAGAAUACGCAGACAGUGCGAGCAGAUGUACAUAACAUUUCCAAUAAUGGAAGUGUUUCCACUCAAAAUGUUGGGAAACAUUCAGACCAAAAACCACAACCUUCAAAAGGCAAAGUAAUAUGGACAUAUAGUUUAUAGAAUUAAUUUAUAAUAUAUUGUGUAUAAUUGCAUAGAAAAAAUAAAACAAUAAACGCAGUAAUGACCUGCCAUGUUGCAUGCUGGCCGCCAUGUUGUUUUAGCAUAAAUCAUAAUGCGCGAGAGCAAAUUUUCAACUUUCCAAAAGGAGAACGAUCCACAACGGCCAAAUAAAAUGUCUAGACCGUACAACACGAAUAUAAUAAGAUAAAAGCUAUAGACUAACACAUACCAUUCAUACCAAAGUAUUUACUGACAAUCUUACGCUUGCAUAAAUGCAAUCCGCUUUGUACCAACUUUAAUUCUCGUCCUUUGAUUGAGUAUGGAUUUGCUACCACCUUGAUUGAGUACGGCUUUACUACCACCUUUUCCAAAUUUGUAACGUUCUGUUGAAGGGCUGGCUUGUUUGUCGAUUGUCUCUGUUGAAAUUCUAGGUCCUUUGUAUUCCAAACUUUUACGUUCAUUGAAAGCUUUUUUCACCUUUUUCGAAGACUAAAAUAUAAAAUAAAACAAUUUAUAGCCGUAUAAAAGUUGAUAACAUAUUAUACUCAACAUCAUAUACCAUACUAUGUCAUAUAAUACCAUGUCAUAUCAUACAAUACAAAAUAAUAC